AUGGUAGGUGGAUUUGUAAAUCCAUCUUUACCGCGAAAGACUACGACGGUCGAAUUGGUCAACGGAAACCUGGUACUGGACUGUCCUGUACCUGCACGUCUUCUGGAAGCAAGUGCACGCAAGGACAAAGAGUUUAGCCAGAUGCGCUACACUGCUGUCACAUGUGAUCCAGAUGCAUUUGCAACAAGUGGAUACACACUACGUCCUCAGUGUAUGCAAAGACAGACAGAGCUAUUUAUCGUAAUGACAAUGUACAACGAAGACGAGGUCUUGUUCUGUCGGACAAUGCAUGGUGUGAUGAAGAAUAUUGCCCACCUUUGCUCUCGCUCUCGUUCACGCGUAUGGAACGCAGAAGGAUGGAAAAAGGUAGUAGUGUGUAUUGUAGCAGACGGGCGCCAGAAAUGCGAUCCUCGUGUCUUGGAUGUGCUGACAACAAUGGGAAUAUAUCAAAAAGGUGUGGCCAAAAAUAUGGUUAAUGACAAGCCUGUUCAAGCGCAUCUGUACGAAUACACCACACAGCUAUCUAUAGACUCAGACAUGAAAAUCAAGGGCGCUGAAAAAGGAAUUGUGCCGGUCCAAACCCUUUUUUGCCUCAAAGAACAAAACGCAAAGAAGAUCAAUUCUCAUCGGUGGUUUUUCAAUGCAUUUGGGACAGUCUUGAACCCCAAUAUUUGUGUUCUGUUGGAUGUUGGAACUAGACCCGGGAACACAUCAAUCUAUCACCUCUGGAAGGCAUUUGCUACUAAUGAAAAUGUCGGGGGUGCAUGCGGCGAAAUCUGUGUGAUGAAAGGAACUGCUUGUUUGGAUCUAUUAAACCCCUUGGUUGCAGCCCAGAACUUUGAGUACAAAAUGUCAAAUAUUCUUGAUAAACCACUUGAAAGUGUAUUUGGAUAUAUUUCCGUAUUGCCAGGCGCAUUUUCGGCGUAUCGAUAUGCAGCUUUGCAAAACGAUGCUUAUGGAAACGGUCCGUUACAGAAAUACUUUCUUGGUGAAGGGCAUGAGAAUAGUGGAGACUCGGAUAUAUUUACAGCCAAUAUGUACCUUGCUGAGGAUCGAAUCCUAUGCUUUGAACUGUUGGCUAAAAAACAUCAAAAAUGGGUGCUAAAGUAUGUGCAGAGUGCGUUUGGUGAGACUGACUGUCCAGACCAAUUACCAGAAUUCAUAUCCCAGAGGAGGCGUUGGUUGAAUGGCAGUUUUUUUGCUGCGGUAUACUCACUUUAUCACUUUCAACGUAUCUGGAGUACAAAUCAUACUAUGAGCCGAAAGCUUGCAUUAACAUUAGAAUUCAUAUUUAAUUUCAUAAGCUUGAUUUUUAGUUGGCUUGGCAUGGCCAACUUUUAUCUUACAUUUUACUUUGUAACUAAAUCCCUUACAAGUCCGGAGAUGGAUCCGUUUGGAGGUGGAUGGGGCAAUAUAAUGUUUCAACUCUUACGAGGACUCUAUAUGUUCUUACUUGUUGUUGCAUUCAUCUGCUCAAUGGGAAACAGACCUCAAGGAUCAAAAUGGAUGUUCAUUAUUUCUGUAAUGGCAUAUAGUCUCAUAAUGACUUAUAUUCUCUUUGCAGGUGGCUGGAUGUCAUACCAGAGCAUUCGACAUGGUACAGAGUCAGAAGAAUGGAACAAGGAAGGUGCAAUGGGAAACAUUUUAAUCAUGAUGCGACAAUCCAACUUCUGUAAUGUGGUUGUGUCUUUGGCAUCGACAUAUGGCCUCUAUGUAAUAUCUAGUCUGCUAUAUAUGGAUCCGUGGCAUAUGUUUUCUAGUUUCUUGCAGUAUUUGUUACUGCUGCCAACAUAUAUCAACAUCUUGAAUGUCUAUGCAUUUUGUAAUACUCAUGAUGUCAGCUGGGGAACUAAAGGAGAUAAUACGCUACAAAUGGAUUUGGGUGUAGCUCACACAUCGACCAACGAAAAAGGUAUCGAGGCUGUAGAAAUGGAGCUAUCCUACAGCCCAGAUACAGUAAAUGCAUACUACGAAAACGCCUUGAUAAAUUUACAGCAGAAACCAGAAAUAAUACGAGAGAGUCGACCGCCAAAAACAAAGCAAGAUGAUUAUUACAAAGGGUUCAGAACACGCCUAGUGCUUACCUGGAUAGGAUGCAAUGCAUUACUUGUUGCAUUAAUAACAAGCGGAAGCCUUCAAUCUUUGUUGCCGUCUUAUAAUGUUGAUACUGCUAAAGCAUACGAAGAAGCAGUCGGGAUUUCUUACACUGGGUUUAUCCUCUGGGCUGUAGCCGCCAUUGGUGCAUUUAGGUUCAUAGGAAGUCUAUUAUACCUCAUAUUGCGUUGCUUUCGCUUAUAA
Messenger RNA from Phycomyces blakesleeanus NRRL 1555(-), 2298 nucleotides. Its product is annotated as glycosyltransferase family 2 protein. The record is from RefSeq and is a predicted model, not a curated record. Gene Ontology annotation, molecular function: chitin synthase activity. The transcript is spliced from 7 exons. Lineage: Eukaryota; Fungi; Mucoromycota; Mucoromycetes; Mucorales; Phycomycetaceae. Bases 1 to 2298 code for a protein of 765 amino acids. Gene Ontology annotation, cellular component: cell periphery; cell septum.